This is a messenger RNA of Lizanozyma spartinae, 3411 nucleotides long. RefSeq names its product fungal specific transcription factor domain-containing protein. The record is from RefSeq and is a predicted model, not a curated record. Gene Ontology annotation, biological process: regulation of transcription by RNA polymerase II; DNA-templated transcription. Gene Ontology annotation, cellular component: nucleus. NCBI's taxonomy places the organism in Eukaryota, Fungi, Ascomycota, Pichiomycetes, Serinales, Debaryomycetaceae. Gene Ontology annotation, molecular function: RNA polymerase II cis-regulatory region sequence-specific DNA binding; zinc ion binding; DNA-binding transcription activator activity, RNA polymerase II-specific. The coding region runs from base 1 to 3411 and encodes 1136 amino acids. The transcript has a single exon.
AUGGAUCAACUUCCUCCGUUAAUAACGGAUCGUCCUCUGCCAUCCCAUAGGUCCUCCGUGACGAGUAACUCUAUCUCGAGUGCUUCUUCCAGUUCAUCGUCCAACGCAUCCCUUAACUCCUCAUCCUCGUUAUCAUCGUAUGGGUCAUCAUACUUAGCUCCGUCCAAUACCAGUAAUAAUAAUACUAAUGCUGGGUCCAAGAAACAACUACCAACGACUUAUACUACCAACACCUUCUCCGUUAUCAAUAAGCCCUCGUUGUCGGAUCCAAGUCCGGUGCUGGGUCUCAAAUUAGCAAAGCGGAAACUGAGAGAAGAGCAGACUGAAGAUGAUGUUUUACGGACGGAAUUGGAAUCUUUAAAGAAUAAACUAAGAAGGAUUGAAAGCAAGCUACAUAUCGAUCCUCCUCCUACUCCAUCAACAACCGGUGCUGGUGCUAUUGUUGGUGUUGUUCCAACUUCUACUACUACUAACACUUCUUCAACUACUUCAUCGGUCCCAGGUCCUCUCCACUCUACUACAUCAUUGUCACCAGUCGACAUUAAAUGUAUUCAACGCUAUGAACCCUUCCAAACUACAGGGUUCCCCGCUCCACUGAUACCCAGCAUGUAUUCUCCUACCCAAAAGCAGCAACAAAGACAGUCCAGUGUACGGAAUUUACCACUCCCCAACCCUCAAGCAUCUUCUUCCAUAAUAUCUAUGAUGGGCAGCAAUGUCACCGCCUCCACAUCACAUACGUCUCCGGAUAUCCAAACGGGAGACCACGAAGUGUUGACAGAAGUAAAUAAAUUCUUUCUGCUUGUCGGUAAUAACCCUUACGAGUCUCCGUUAGAUAUUAUAGAUUUCAUAUCGGGUUACUCUUCUCUCCUAAGGUCUGUGCCAACGUUGAAAAUCAGUGCGGGUCCCUUAUCAUGGAUGGGUCUCUUGGGGAGUGAUAAAGCACUUCGUGCAGUGUGUCAGUUUGUUCAGGCCUCUAAAGCUAUUCUUGCUGAAAAGCAUCAAGCUCUCUCAGAAGUACAAGAGCUGGAACAACAGUUUGCUCAAAAGGCUAAGGAAGAGGCUGGCCUCUGUGUUGAUCCAUUAUUUGUUAAAGAAAAUAGCAAGGAACCCAAAGUAGUUGGUGGUGUAAUUGGUGAUGUAAGAAACCACCAUAAUCCUGUUCCUUUGGCAAUGACUUCAGUCAGCAAAUCCAAUAUCAAUAGAAAAGCACGGGAAAUGGGUUUAACAUUCUAUGAAGGUGAAUUGGAUGAAGAAAUGAAAUUAGUAGAGAAGAUUCAACUUGUGUUACCAAGAAAGGACGUUAUCUGGAGAUUAAUCAAAAGAUACUUUAAGCAUUUGUAUCCGUAUAUGCCUUUUAUUGAUGAGAUUUCAUUCAGAGGUCAAUGUGAAAGCUUUAUAGGUAAAGAAGACCUCAAUGAUAAGCUGGAAGUCACAAACUUACUAAUUGAAAGGAAAUCUGAUUUUGCCUUUCUAGGACUAUUGCUUAUUGUAUUAAGAUUUAGUUAUUUGACUGUGUUUACAAGUUCUUCUUGUAUCAAUCCAGCUCAUUUGAAAUCGGAUGAUUUAAGUCCCGAAGCAGAAGAGAAGAUGAUAUUUUUAAGUAAUCCAAUCAACAUUGAAGUCAUUGAUGUGGCUCAACUUUGUUUAAAUCAAUUCAAUUUGAUGAGGAAUGGUUACUUCCCAGUAUUACAGUUGGCUCUUUUUACUCGACUUUAUCAUGAAUACGCCCCUGAAGAUGGAGAUGCAGCACAGGUUUUCACGGCCAUGUUGAUUCAAAUGGCAUUUGGUUUAGGCUUACAUCGUGAGCCCCAUCCAAGUACUGUUAAAAACUCAGUAAGUGAAAGGUAUAAUAAUCUUCGUCGAAAGAUAUGGCAUCAUUUACUUAUGGAUGAUUUAGUUGGAGCCAUGAAUUCUGGUACUCCAAUGACAACUAACCCAAAUAGUUUUGAUACUAAAUUGCCUGCUUUUUCUCCCGAAGCUUCUAAUUGUUUAGAUUUGGAAUUGGAAAAGGUAACUUUGAGUGGUUUACGACAUUGUCAUGAAACAUAUGUUCCUACUGUUGAGUUGGUUGGAUUGUUGAGUAAUAUUCGUGGAGGUGUUAGUGUUAAGGCAUUGACUGAGAACUUGAAUUACUUGGAAAGAGAAGUUAUUUCAAAGUAUGGACGGUUAGGAGGAUUCUUUGAAGAAGCAAAUGCUGAAGAAUUGUCUUACAGUACCAUUAAAAUGACAAUUUAUUUCACAUCCACCAUUUUCCUUGUAUCAGUGUUUGUUUAUAUCUUCAACUUUUAUGAAUCCAAAUCCAGAGCUGAUCUUGUCUACUUUUACUCCAGAAAGAUCUUUAUUAUUGUCUAUCAAGACUUUUUACCUCAUUUCAAAUACUUCAUUGACAACAGUGCACGAAUCUUUAAGGAUUCUACUGAUAUUAUUGUCACUCCUGGCUUUGAACUGGCUGCUCAUAAAUCACUUAUGGUGAACUAUAUGUUUCUCAUAAGAAUUUCUCUUCGUCGUACUAAGAUUAGAAAUGCCAUUCAAGAUGGUAUAAUCUCUUCAGACAAGCACAUUGAGAAGCAUUUGAACUCACUCGGAAAAUUGCUGGACUUGUUGGAACAAGCUCUUGAUAUUCUUAUUGAAUCGUUGGCCAUGAUUUCUCAUCGUUAUUAUUAUGCCUGGAAGGUUAGUAAAGUUCAGAAGGUUCUUCGGAAGUUAUGUGUGAACCAAGAGUUCAUUGACCAAUUUUCUGAGACCAAUAAGGAAACAGAUGCCUUGUUGUUUUCCAAUUCACAAAUUGAAGAGUUAACUGGAAUAGUUGAACGAUCUCUUGAAAAGAUUUCCAAGCAGAAACGGCCUCGUCGGCAACAACAUCAACAUCAACAACUGCAACAACUGCAACAAAAGCAAAAGCAACAACUGCACAAUCAUCAUGCCAAUAGCAUGGCCAAAGUUGAAGAGAAUGGAUCAAUGAAUUCAGAUAUACCUCCUAUUUCCGCCGAUUAUCCCUCUUCUCAUUCAAUGGGUUCGACAGACAGCUGCAGCGAUAUCAACACUGUUCAAGGACUUUCUGCGGAGCAAAUUGAUCUGAUGUGGUAUCAAGUGUUGGCCUUAAAGAACGAUAAAGACGGCGGUGCACCCAACAUCAACGAAAGCUAUAAUAUUGGGGGAAUCUUAGCAGGCAACAGGCCCGCGUACAAGAGCACAAAUCCCAUGUCACCGGAGUAUAAUAACAUGGAUCCAAGCUCCAAUAUGAAUGGACUCAAAGGUGUUCAAGAACCAGGUAAUAAUUCUUCUAAUCCAUUUUUGACUCUGAAUCAAUUCUAUGAUGUGAAUUUCGAAGAGUUACUUGAGUUCUUUGAUGAUUCAGUUAUGCAAAAUAAUGUCCUUGAUGAAACAACGUUUACUCCUGUUCAAAAUUGA